AUGUCGCGCACAUUCGGGCUCAUGCCAUCCCGUGGCAGUGGCCGUGGCCGCGGCACGUUUCGGCGCCGCGGCAGUGGUGCUGUACAGCGUCCCGGAAGCCGCAUUUCCGCGGCGCUCGCGCGAUCGAACGAAGUAAAUGCGGCGUCUCAAUUGGAGGCACGCUUCGAUGCCGUUCGCGCAUACGAUGCCAUUGACGAGCGCAUGGGCUUUGUGCGCUUUGACCAAGGCGAGACGAAGCAGGCAUGGCUUGUAAAUAUGCAUCCGACGCUUUUGUCCGACGAUGCGCAUCCUUCGGGACGCUCCGGCGUGGACUACUACUUUAUUCAGGACGAUGCGUCCAUGUUCAAAGUCACGAUUCUAUACCUGCCCUAUUUCCUAGUGGGAUGCUACCCCGGCACGGAAUCCGUUGUCGAGGAGUGGGUGCGCCGCCGCUUCGAAGGACUCGUGCAGUCCGUCGAGCGCAACCAAGUCGACGACCUGAAACUCGCGAACCAUCUUGUGGGCAACCAACGCACCGUACUCCGCCUGCGAUUCCACAAUGUACAUGAUCUGCUCACCGUGCGUAAAGAGCUGCUUCCCCUUGCAGAUAAAGCGCAAAAAGAGGUGGCGGGCGUGGAGGCGUAUGCCAACGUCUUGCAGGACGGCGCGAUGCCCGACGUUCACGUAGCGCUCGACGGCGAAGGAUUCACAGAAACAGGCCGAAAAACAUCACACGCUAGCGGACGCAGUGCUGAGCAGUGUAUUGUGGCGCUGUACGAGUACGACGUGCCGUAUUACCUCCGUGUGGCAAUUGACAAUGACAUCCGUGUCGGUCUUUGGUACGAUGUCAGCUUCCACGAAGGCAUUGUGGAGCUCCAUGCCGUGCCUGAGCGUGUGAAGCGUGCAGACCCUGUUGUGAUGGCCUUCGAUAUCGAGACCACCAAGCAGCCGCUCAAGUUUCCCGACGCGGAGACGGACAUGAUUAUGAUGAUUUCCUACAUGAUUGAUGGCCAGGGCUUUUUGAUUACCAAUCGCGAAGUGGUGAGCGAGGAUAUUGACGACUUUGAGUACACGCCCAAGGAAGAGUACGAUGGGCCGUUUAUCAUUUUUAACGAGAAAAAUGAGAUGGAUCUCUUGCGCAGGUUUUUUUCGCAUGUGCAAGACGCGCGGCCCACCGUGAUUGCGACGUACAACGGUGACUCGUUUGACUUUCCUUUUGUGGAAACACGCGCCAAGGCGCAUGGCCUCGAUAUGCUGCAAGAGAUUGGUUUCGCACCCGACUCGGACAGUGAGUACAAGAGCCGGCACUGUGCACAUCUGGACUGUUUCCGCUGGGUGAAGCGCGACUCGUACCUUCCCCAAGGCAGCCAAGGACUCAAGGCCGUCACCGUCGCCAAGCUCGGCUACGAUCCUAUGGAGCUGGACCCCGAGCUCAUGACUCCGUACGCCUCCGAGCAGCCUCAAACGCUUGCACAGUACUCUGUCUCGGAUGCGGUCGCGACCUACUACCUCUACAUGAAAUACGUUCAUCCGUUCAUCUUUUCCCUGUGCAACAUUAUUCCCCUCAACCCCGACGAAGUCUUGCGCAAAGGAUCUGGGACGUUGUGCGAGACACUGCUCAUGGUCCAGGCGUACAAAAGCAACAUUCUGAUGCCCAACCGGCACAUUGACCCCAUCGGCAACACCUACGACGGCCAUCUGCUCGAGUCAGAGACCUAUGUCGGCGGCCACGUCGAGGCGCUCGAAGCGGGCAUAUUCCGCAACGACAUUCCGACCCACUUUCAGAUCGAGCCCGCGGCGAUCCAAGAGCUCAUCGACGAGCUCGACAGUGCGCUUGCUUUUUCUAUCCGCGAAGAGGGCAAGAUGGCCAUGGCGGACAUUGAGGACUACGACACGGUCAAGGGUGAAAUUCUCGCCAUGCUGGAGCAAUUGCGGGACAAUCCCGUGCGCCAAGACAAGCCGCUGAUCUACCACUUGGACGUCGCCGCGAUGUACCCAAACAUUAUGCUUUCCAACCGACUCCAGCCCGACUCGGUCGUGGACGAAGGAACGUGCGCUUCGUGCGAUUACAACCGUCCGGGCAUGCAGUGUGACAAGCGCAUGAAAUGGGCGUGGCGCGGCGAGUACUUUCCCGCGAAGCGCGACGAGAUCAACAUGAUCCGGCAUGCACUGGAUAUGGAAACCUUUCCCGCCAAGGACCCCCACGGAAAGCCACGCGCCUACCAAGACCUCAGCGCCGCCGAGCAAUCCGCGCUCCUGCAGCGGCGCAUUGCCGAUUACAGCAAAAAAGUGUACAAACGUGCACACGAUACCAAGACAGUGGUGCGCGAAGCGAUUAUAUGCCAGCGCGAGAACCCAUUCUACAUCGAUACCGUGCGCGACUUUCGCGACCGCCGCUACGAGUACAAAGGCCUGCUCAAGACCUGGAAACAGAAUAUGGAAGCAGCGACGCAGGCGGGAAACCUUGGCGAGAAGCUCGAGGCGGGCAAUAUGAUUGUGCUGUACGACUCGCUCCAGCUUGCGCACAAGUGUAUUCUCAACUCCUUCUACGGCUACGUGAUGCGCAAAGGCGCGCGGUGGUACUCGAUGGAAAUGGCGGGCAUUACCUGCUUGACCGGCGCGACCAUUAUCCAAAUGGCCAAAGAGCUUGUCGACAGGAUCGGCCGCCCGCUUGAGCUGGACACGGAUGGCAUUUGGUGCAUGCUCCCACGCUCGUUCCCCGAAAACUUUUCCUUCCGGUGCCGCAAUGGAAAGAAGCUGGGCUUAUCCUACCCCUGCACCAUGCUCAACUACCGAGUGCACCAGCGCUUCACCAACCACCAGUACCACGACCUGGUCGAUCCGCAGCGCGGCACCUACGACGUCCACAGCGAAAACAGCAUCUUUUUCGAGCUCGACGGCCCCUACCGCGCCAUGAUUUUGCCGUCGAGCAAGGAGGAAGACAAGCUGCUCAAGAAGCGCUACGCCGUCUUUAAUCAGGACGGCUCCCUUGCCGAGCUCAAAGGCUUUGAAGUGAAGCGCCGUGGCGAGCUGCAGCUCAUCAAAGACUUUCAGAAACAAAUAUUUGCCAAGUUUUUGCUCGGCGACUCGCUCGUGCAUUGCUACGCCGCGGUGGCGCAGAUUGCCGACCAGUGGCUCGAUGUGCUGUACAGCAAAGGCUCGACGCUCCACGACGAGGAGCUCAUCGACCUCAUCGCCGAGAACAAGAGCAUGUCCAAGCUCCUCAGCGAGUACGGCACGCAGAAAUCCACCGCAAUCACCACUGCCAAGCGCCUCGCCGAGAUGCUGGGGAGCCAAGUGGUGAAGAACAAAGGACUCGCGUGCAAGUUUAUCGUCUCGGCCAAGCCGUACGGUGCGCCUGUCGCGGAGCGCGCCGUGCCCGUCGCCAUCUUUAACGCGGAGCCCGACGUGAAGAUCCACUUUCUGCGCCGCUUUCUCAAGGAUGCAAGUAUGGUCAACGUUGACCUGCGCAGCAUCCUCGACUGGGACUAUUAUAUCGAGCGCUUUGCCGGCGUAAUCCAGAAACUCAUUACGAUCCCUGCAGCGAUGCAAAAGGUGCCGAAUCCGGUGCCGCGCGUCAGGCACCCGGACUGGCUCCUGCGCCGCGUCGCGGUGCACCAGGACAGGAUUACACAGACCAAGCUCUCCACGCUCAUGUCCAGCAAGGCAGUCCAAGCACGCACGCGCGCGCCGCCUGUACCUGCGCCCGUGCCUGCGCCCGUGCCCGUGCCCGUGCGCGAGGAGUUGAUCCCUGACAUGCACACCGACUACCCCGGCUGGGUGUCUGCCAUGCACCGCUGCUGGCGAAAACGCCGCGCGGAGCGCAAGGCGGGCGCUGCAAGCGGCGGUCCCCAGACGCUUGGAUCCAUGCUCCAGCAGCACACCGCCGCCAUGGCCGGCGCGCGAUGGGACAUUGUGCAGCUCGCGCCCACGAGCCAUCCCGGCGAGUACCGGCUGUGGGUGUAUGUGGCGCGCAAUCUGCAGUGCCUCAAGCUCCGUGUCCCCCGCCAGCUCUACGUCAACUUUAAGCGCGCGCCGCCCCCCGCUCUCUUUCUCCCGCUGUACCACACCGAGCACGUCACACGCACUCUUCCGCGCGGCGUGCCAUGCCUGCAUUUGGUGCGCAUCCUUGUCCAAGAAGACGUCUUUCUCGCGCAUGAAAGCCACUUUUCCGCGCUGCUCAACCACCCCAACGUGGACGGGGUGUAUGAAAUGCACGUCCCCCUCGAUAUCCGUGCGAUGCUGCAGCUUGGCGCAUCGUGCACACUGCGCAGUUCUGUCAAGCUGCACCACGCGCUGGACACUGGCUUCUGCCUCGCGGAUCUCACACACGUCUCCCACGACGCAUACCUGGGCGGCGGCCGCGCGAUGCGGCACCUGUAUCUGUACCACGCAACGCUCGACAAGCGCCACGUAUUUGUGCUCGUAGGCCCCGACGGCACGACGCGCGUCCAUCUCGUCGACACCGCCGGACUGCGCCAGUGGCCCGCGGUGGAGAGUCUGUAUGCGGAGCGCCUGGAUGCGAUGCGGCGUGCGGGCAGGAUUGCGCCGGGGCGCGGCGCGUUUGACUACCCCGACACGCUGCAGAGCGCCGUGCGUGUGCAUAGGGAUUCUGCGCGCGCGUUUGCCGCGCUUGGCAAAGACAUCCGGGAGCUGCGCAUGGCGCGCCCCGGCGCGACGCAGCUCGCCGUGUGCUCUGCGCGCCCCUUUGCCUACUACGACGCCCAGAUGCACCUUUCUGGCGAGCUUCCCGUGCUCAUGAUCCCCGCUGCGCGCCAGGAAGAUGCGCUCCCGCCCCUUGGCUGGCAGCUGUACGCCGCGCGCCGCUUUGUGAACUGCUACGUGCGCACCGCGCAGUGGAUCGAGCGCUGGGUGGCGCUUGCGUCCCAUCUGGACGUGCCGCUGGGCAACAUGCAGCGCGACUUUGCAGUGUUUGGUAGCGACAUGGACUUUGCGCGGCGCAUGCUGCAGAACGACAUGGUGCUCUGGUGGUCCCAAAGCGCGCGCCCGGACCUGGGCGGGCGCGAAAACGACGCGCACGCUGGGUACAGCACCGAGCUCGAAACGCUGGAAAUCACGCAUGCGGGCGCGUACAGCGACGUGUGCCUCGAAGUGAGCCUCGGCGACCUCGCGCUAAAUGUCGUGCUGCAGUACCCCUCGGUCAACGCCAUGGAAGGCCUCGGCACCGCCUCGAUGGCGUUCGACAAUGCCUCGCACAGCCUCGAUGAGUAUGCGCGCGGCGCCGUGCCCCUCUCGGCAGACGUGGGCGACGCGGUGCUCACCGCACAGACAUUCAGCACCCUCCGCGCCAUGGUCAAGGCCUGGCACGUGGAAAAGCUCCGCGCACACUCUCUCUACGGCGCGCUCCUCGCGGACAACUUUUGGCGCUGGGCGUGCAGUGCGCGCUCGGCGCUCUUUGAGCCGGCGCUCCAGCGCUUCCUCCAGCGCCUCAUGCGGAAAACACUCCUCCAGCUCCUCGCCGAGUUCCGCCGCGUGGGCGUGCGCGUCGUUCACGCCAGCUACACGCGCCUCUUUUUGCUGACCAACAAGCCCACCGCCGGCAGUGCCGCGGCGUUUGCGCGCUACGUGAUGAGUGCAGUGACCAGCCGCGAGCUGUUCAAGCACCUUUCGCUCCGCAUCGUGCACUUCUGGGAGUACCUCUUGUUCCUCGACACGACCAACAUGGGCGGCGUCAUUGCCCACACGCCCGAUGCCGUUGCGCCGUCCGAAGCGACAGACAUCGAAAUGGCGUGGAACAUCCAAGCGUUCCUCCCCCACGCGCUCCAGCCCCGCUUCGCGAAGCUCAUCGGCGUGUUUAUCUACGAGCUGUACACGGCCAAGUGCGCCCUCCUCCACAAGCGCCAGGGCCGGCCCGUGAUGCGCGCCAAGGCAGGCCGCGAUACUGGCGCGGCCGUGGAGAGCACGCUGGAGCCGUCGCACCUCGACGACGUCCGCGAGAUCCUCUCGCACGGCAUGGCGCGCCGCCUCUUGCGCGCCGUGCAGGAUAUCCAAACAGAGAUCAAGACAAGCGCGGGGGACAGCCACGCCGCACACUGGGCUUUUCCGCAGCUCCCCGGCUCGCACCUCGCGCUCCACAGCCCCGCACUCGAGUUCGUUAAGGCGUGCAUGCAGGUGCUCGCACUGCACCGCGAGUGUGCGCUCGAGGCACAGAUCUGCAAGCGCAGUCUCCUCGACCUCCUCGGCGUGCGUGAGUUUGCGCCGCAGGCCGCGUGGCAGAACCCCUGCGCGUCGUUUCAGCUCCCGUGGGUCAUCUGCGAGUUCUGCAACGACGACCGCACGCUGGACCUGUGCCGCGACGCGGACCUGAUCGAGCACGCGUGGCGCUGCGCGCAGUGCGACUUUCCGUACGACCGCGCCGCGAUCGAGUCGCGCCUGCUCGCGCAAGUCCAGCACGUCAUUGCGCAGCACGCGGUGCAAGACCUGCACUGUGCGCGGUGCAACCGCACGAAAACAAGCUCCCUUGCGCCCUACUGCACGUGCUCGGGCGCGUGGGUGUACCCCCCCAGCGAUGCCCUGCGCAAGCUCCGCCAGGCGCACGCCAUCGCCGCUUUUCACGAGUUUCCCGUGCUCCGCGCCGCCGUCGAAACGCACCUCGCGUGCAUUGUGGAGGUGCCGCCGUAG
Messenger RNA from Malassezia vespertilionis, 6621 nucleotides. It is a transcript of the gene POL2, whose product is annotated as DNA-directed DNA polymerase. Gene Ontology annotation, cellular component: nucleus; epsilon DNA polymerase complex. The transcript has a single exon. The coding region runs from base 1 to 6621 and encodes 2206 amino acids. Gene Ontology annotation, molecular function: single-stranded DNA 3'-5' DNA exonuclease activity; DNA-directed DNA polymerase activity; zinc ion binding. Gene Ontology annotation, biological process: base-excision repair, gap-filling; DNA replication proofreading; DNA replication. Lineage: Eukaryota; Fungi; Basidiomycota; Malasseziomycetes; Malasseziales; Malasseziaceae. The record is from RefSeq and is a predicted model, not a curated record.